AUGGCUCACUGGGAGCACUGGGAGCACUGGGAGAGAGCACAGACCCCACUGGGAGAGAGCGUGGCGGGGUGUCGUUCGAGGAGUUCUCGGCCCCCGGGCGGGCUGGCGCUGGAGCCCUUUUGGGGGACCAUCCUGGAGAGCGAGGGGAGCCCGAGGGGCUGCCUCCGCCCUCCCCAGCCCCGCCCCUGCCGCGGGGGCUCCAGGGGAGGGGAGAGGAGGGCGCGGGGAGGGGCCCGAGGGGCGGAGCUGAGGAGGAGGAGGAUGAAGGUGCAGGCCCUGGGACGGAGGUGCCGCGAGAUCAGGCAGGUGAACGAGCGGGCCCUGCAGAGGCUGCGGCAGGUGCAGAGACUGACCCGGAGACUGCAGAGGGAGCGCAGGUUCCUGAUGCAGGUCCUGGACGCUCACGGGGAUCGGUACCGGCAGGGGCAGCUCACGGUGCUGCUGCAGCCCAAAGGGGAGGAGUCAUCUCUGGCCCUCUCCUCCUGGGCCCCCUGA
Myiozetetes cayanensis is the source of this 495-nucleotide messenger RNA. RefSeq names its product TCF3 fusion partner (gene TFPT). Gene Ontology annotation, molecular function: DNA binding. Gene Ontology annotation, biological process: apoptotic process; positive regulation of apoptotic process; apoptotic signaling pathway. Lineage: Eukaryota; Metazoa; Chordata; Aves; Passeriformes; Tyrannidae. Gene Ontology annotation, cellular component: Ino80 complex. The record is from RefSeq and is a predicted model, not a curated record.